GGUUAUCGCUCAAUAUUGCGUCGCGGACACUACAAGCGAGCGAGCGAGAGAGGGAGAGAGAGAAGAGCAGUUUUUUUUGUUUCCCAGUGCUAUCAAUGAAACAAAUGAACGACCCGUGCCAUUGUGACAGUCUCGUCUCCAAUAAGUGAAGAGGGCGUGCCACCUGUGACAAAAAGACGAAACUACAGCGAUCAUAUUCAAGAGUCCGGCGUCUCAGUUACAGGGUGAAAAGUCCACUUUUUUUUACUACCCUCAGUGACUUUCGCAACUGGUUGGCUAUUCCCGAUCUUCUAUAAAGGAAUCCACACCCGAUAUAGACAUCACCAAAAUCAAGUCUUCAACCCCCGUAUCUAAGCCCUUCCAUUCCUCAAAGGCAACAAUACCAGCGUGUGUGUGUGUGUGUGUGUGUGUGUGUGUGUGUGUGUGUGUGUGUGUGUGUCUCUUGAGGUCUAUGUGUUUUCACGCAUCAUAAAGAGUGGUUGAUUCCAUCUGUGUGUGUGUGUGUGUGUGUGUGUGAGUGCGUUUGCAAAUAUGCUGUAGUGAAUACCAGUGCAGGACAGCAUCACCUCUGAGCGAGAGAGAGCAUGAGACACAUUGGACGGUCCACGUCGAUCAUGCGGGCUCCGUCCUCCACGUGCGCGUGGCCGUUGCCCUGGCUCCUGCUGCUGCUGCUCUCCUGCCGGGCCGGCGCGGCGACGGGCCAACUCUUCAGGACCCCCCUCGAGGGGGACAUCACCCCCCGCCUCACCAUCACCACCAGCGGCCUGGAGGGCUGCCGGAGGUUCCAGUCGCCCGCGGCGGUGGACUACGGCUCCCUGCUGCUGGAGGCGGACGGCGGGCGUCUCUACGUCGGGGCCCGCGGCGGCGCCUUCUCCCUGGACGCACGCGACAUCUCGGCCAACACCACGCUCGCAAUUCAGUGGGAGACGUCCCAAGAGAAAAAGCAGCAGUGUCUGGCCAAAGGACGAGACAAUAAGACCGAGUGCUUUAAUCACAUCCGCUUCCUCCAGAGGUUUAAUUCCACUCAUCUUUACAUGUGUGGAACCUACGCCUUCAGCCCCCUCUGCGUCUACGUCGAGGAGGAGCCCUUUGUGAUGUCCUCCCAGCCCGAGGAGGGCAAGGAGAAGUGUCCUUACGGCCCGGCCACGGGCUACACCGGCCUCAUCGUAGAGCAGCAGAUGUACUCGGCCGCCCGCUACGAGUUCCGCAGCUUCCCGGACCUGCGGCUCAACGGACCCCCGCUGACGCUGAAGACGGAGGACGCCCCGAUCCGCUGGCUCAACGACGCGGACUUCGUGGGGUCGGCGUUGGUCAGGGAGAGCGUGGACAGCUUCGAGGGCGACGACGACAAGAUCUACUUCUUCUUCACGGAGGGCAGCGAGGAGCAGACCGGAGGCAUCGCUCCCGGCAGGGUGGCCCGCGUGGCCCGCAUCUGCAAGGGGGACAGGGGGGGACUUCUGACGCUGCAGAAGCGCUGGACCACCUUCCUGAAGGCGCGGCUGGUGUGCUCACAGCCCGAGUACGACUUCCACUUCAACGUGCUGCGCAGCGUCUUCGUGCUGCGGGGAGCCCGGCCCAGGGACACCGUCUUCUACGGCAUCUUCGGCCUGGACUGGAGGAAUGUGAAGGCCUCUGCAGUGUGUCGGUUCUCGCUGUCUGAUGUGCAGCAAGCCUUCCAGGGUCCCUACAUGGAGAGCCAGAACUCAGGCUCCAAGUGGACCGAAUACACUGGGAAGGUCCCUCAGCCUCGACCUGGAACCUGUAUCACAGACGAACUGAGGGCCAGGGACAUUGCCCUGUCCACCUCCCUGCCCGACGACGUGCUGGACUUUGUCAGGAGACACCCUCUGAUGGCCAGACAGGUGCAGCCCCUGGACAGACACCCCCUGGUGUACGGGAGGACCACGGACUACACCCACAUGGCUGUGGAUGCCGUCCCGGGCCUGGACGGACAAACCUAUCACGUGUUAUUCAUGGGGACAGACGACGGGCGGCUGCACCGGGCGGUGAGCGUGGACGACCACCUCCACAUCAUCGAGGAGCUGCAGCUGUUUGAGGCUCCGCAGCCCAUCAGCAGCCUGGUCAUCUCACCUGCACAGAUGAGUGUGUACGUGGGCUCUCCGUCGGGCGUGGUGCAGCUGCCCCUCUCCACCUGCCACCGCUACGCCUCCUGCUACGACUGUGUGUUCGCGCGGGACCCUUACUGUGGCUGGAACUCCUCCCAGUGUGUCCCCAUACUGUCACAGGCUGACAGGUCGGCGUUAAUUCAGGACAUCCAGAAGGGAAACAGAGGAUGUGAGAACACUUCCAGAGAAGAUCUGCCGUUGCCGCGGCGCCGCGCGUUCACCGCCGGCGACGACGUGCUGCUGCAGUGCGAGCUGACCUCCAACCUGGCCACGCCCCUGUGGACGCGGGACGGCGCCCGGCUCGCCGGCUAUGGCCUGGACUCGGGCAUCCGCAUCGGCACCGACGGCCUGCUCAUCAUCAAGGCGCAGCCCGACCAGCGCGGCCUCUACACCUGCCACGGCCGGGAGAACGGCGUCGUGGUCGCCAUGGUGUCCUACAACGUCACCGUCCGCCUGGACGCCACGCCCCCGCCGCCGCCGCCGCCGCGGCCGAAACUCCGCGCUCGGCUGCCAUUCGACGUCGCCGACGACCCACCGGAGGAGGAGGAGAAGGAACGCAAAGCGGCGGCGGCCGCGGCCCCCGAGGAGAACCACGUCCCUCGUAGCUUCGACCGGGGGGUGCUGGGGGCGGAGCCGCCCCUGCCCGCCGCCGCCGAGGGCCCCCUCCUCCCCCACUCGGAGCUGCUCUCGCCCCGCAACAUGAAGGCCAUGUACCUGUCUCUGAUCACCAUCCUGGGGGGGCUGUGCGUGGUGCUCAGCGUGGUGCUGCUCUACGUGGGCUUCUGCCUGCGCGCGGGCAGCCGGGGCCACUACUCGCUGCGGGCCGCCGCCUCGGUGCACGGCUACGGCAAGAGGAAGGGCGGCAAGGGCGGCGGCCGGCAGCAACGCAACUCCUCGUCCUCCCAGCUGGAGCUGAAGACCGUCUCCAGCCACUGCAACGGGCACGGCGGCGGCGGCCUGCACGGCGGCGGCGGCGGCGAGGCCGGGAAGACGCACGAGGGCUACGACGGCCGCGAGGUUGGGCUCCUGCAGAUCGUGCCCGGCGAGGGCCACUCUCUGGCCAACCACGUCGGGGGCCGGGGGGGCCGCCCGCCAGCCGCUCCCCCGCUGCCCUCGCCGUCUUCCUCGCUGUCGUCGCAGCAUCAGCAGCAGCGGCGGCAGCAGACGCCGCCGUCGCCCGAGCACGAGUUGAGCAGCGGGCUGUCGGCCACGCUGCCCAGCGUGCUGCGGCGGAUGAACGGGAACAGCUACGUGCUGCUGCGGCAGAGCGACGCCGAGGCGCCGGUCGCCAACGGCUACGCCUUCAACGACGAGCUCAGCAAGAGGCUGGAGAAGAGGAAACACACGCAGCUGCUGCAGCCGCGGCCCGACGAGAGCUCGGUGUAGCCCGCGGGGGGCCCCCCCCUCUCUGGUGGGAGGACCCCCCCUCUCUGGUGGGAGGACCCGAGUUUUUUUUACCUCGCGUUUCGUCCGUUACCGGCUGCUCUGUUACCAUGUCGUGUGAUUUUUGUCCUUUUUUUUUGGGGGCCGAAUGUUGUUUUUUUUACGAAAAGAUGGACGGUUUCACGUCCACCUUCCUGAUAUUGACGUUUGCGAGGAUCGUGUCUUAAUUCCGAGAUACCCGAUCGAAGGAGCAGAAGGAAAGUGAAACUCAUGGUGGAGUAAAGGAGGAGCACCACCUUCAGCAUGGGGAGGGGGGCGGGGGGCUGGCAGGGUCGUUGUCUACCUCAACUCGGUCCUCCGGUGAAGGCCCUCUGAGCCCGGUUAACAGCCUCUUCCAUGGGGGAGUCACCCAGGGGUCACUCACAGCCCUAUCUGCUGGAGGAGGAGCCCCGCUGGUGGGUAGAAUAUGAGGACCUCUACCGAGGGCCUGGGAUAAGAUAAUAGACCCAUGAUACCGAUGGAGGUAAAAACGAGAUGGGCAGCUAGCCAGUGUUUGUUGGCAUGUGCAAUGGAUAGUGCACGACAAACAGAUGGCUUAUCCAUGAUUAAAAGCCUAUAUUAUGUAAACAUGAAUAAAUCAGCAUUUUUGGUGAAAUGGACAGGACAGGCGAGGGAAUGGUGAAUCAGAGACCGUUUCUCAAUUUUUUUGUACUAACCACAAUAACCAACAAAGAAAGUGCAUUGUGUGUACCAGGGCCAUCCUGGAGGGAAUAUGACAGUAUUAUCGACUUUGGUGCACUAUAAAAAACUGUUGGCGUGCUUCGGACGAAAAAAGAAGAAGAAAAGAAACGGAUGAGUAAC
This is a messenger RNA of Gadus macrocephalus (Pacific cod), 4370 nucleotides long. Its product is annotated as semaphorin-4G-like. The transcript is spliced from 15 exons. Bases 585 to 3512 code for a protein of 975 amino acids. The record is from RefSeq and is a predicted model, not a curated record. Lineage: Eukaryota; Metazoa; Chordata; Actinopteri; Gadiformes; Gadidae. Gene Ontology annotation, molecular function: chemorepellent activity; semaphorin receptor binding. Gene Ontology annotation, biological process: positive regulation of cell migration; negative chemotaxis; semaphorin-plexin signaling pathway.